AUGCUUACUUCUUCUAUUGCUCAAAUUUACAAGCCAUAUCUUAUUAAGGUGAAUUUUAACCUUAAUAAUGGUAAAAGUCCAAAGCAGCCACACCCAAGUCCCAAAGGAGAGGUUCUACUUCUAUCAACAAUGGCGUUCUCCAAUCCUCUCUUCUCAUCACCACUCCCUCUGUCCCCACUCAGAUCCCAUGCGCCGUUCCCCCUAAACUUCUCCUUCACAACGAAAGCAACGCUCGAUGAUUCUUCCUCUACCGAUGGUCCCACCUCCAAAUCACCCGAGACUGAAAUUUUCGAGGACCGACUCUCGCAGGUACGUCUGUGUUAUCGUAGUGGCACAGGGAAGAAAGUCGACGCACGGAAGAGCAAGAAGUCCGGGAUGAAAUCCGGUGGGAGUUCAAGAUCUAGGGCAAACAUGUACCUCCCAUCGGUGCCUUUGAAGGAGCCGAUUUCAGGUUGA
Lactuca virosa is the source of this 456-nucleotide messenger RNA. The record is from the annotation of a GenBank genome assembly. NCBI's taxonomy places the organism in Eukaryota, Viridiplantae, Streptophyta, Magnoliopsida, Asterales, Asteraceae.